Messenger RNA from Paramuricea clavata, 8357 nucleotides. The record is from the annotation of a GenBank genome assembly. Lineage: Eukaryota; Metazoa; Cnidaria; Anthozoa; Malacalcyonacea; Plexauridae.
AUGGACUUGGAUUUAGGCUUUAUUAUUUCAAGGAAGACUGCUUCUACUUCCGCAGGGACUAAAUUGGUUCUAUUUAUAACAUUGGGAGUGCUUCGGUAUUAUCUUGACGCAUUUCCUAUACGCAAUUCUGUGGUCGUUUAAGCAAGUUUGAGCAAACCACAAAUUGACCAACGCUAAGCUAUUGCUUUUCUGUUUCAGACAAUUAACUGCAGCUGUGUUUCCUGCGCUGAUGGAUGGUACAGAGAUAAUUGCCAAAAAUGUAUGAUCAUUUUAAUUUAAAUUUAUUAGGCAAGACUACAGUAGCUUUAAAUAGCAUUAAAGUAUAUUAAUUUAAACCGUAUGUAGGAAAAUGAGGAAUGAGGAAAUGAGGAAAUGAGGAAAAACACUACUGAUAUUAAUUCCGUGUAUGCUGUUGUUCCUGUAUGUUCCGAAGGAGAAAAUCCUUUAUUUCAUUCGAAAUAUGUUUACGCAAUAAUCAUGUCACCACAAGUACUUGGCCUGCAUUUAUCUGUACGAGUUCAAUCUUAUUUCUCUUCAAUGGAACUGGAUUUAUGAGACUAAUUAAUAGGUCAAUUAUAAAAAUGUGGUAAAAUUUCCUGGAAUGCAGCCAGUUUAAUCCCGUUCAAACGGCUUCAUCAAUGCUGACCCAAUCCUGCCCAGGGAUGCCUUUAAAAAAUUAAUUUCUUAUUUCUAAAAUCUUUUGAAAAAACAAACGGGUUUCUUUAUAUUGAAUGUUUGUGCAUAAAUUUAAUGAUUGGGGGUAAAAUAAACUUCGCCUGGCCGUUUUGAGCAACAAUGUCACGAACAAGCAUUCAUUCAAACAAACCUUGGGUUAUAACUGAUUCCUAUGUAUUAUUUACCUCUAUUCUUCCCAGUUAAUUGGAUAAAAAAAGAUGGACAUUUGACGCAAAUUGACAACGGUUUAACAACGGAUGUUUGGGGAGUCUCUAAUAACUAUAUCUAUCGCUUGAGUAAAAACAGCACAUGGGAACAAGUAGAAGGCUCAAUGAAGCAUGUCAGUACAGGUAAAGCUGAUGUUUUACUUAAAAUAUUCCAUUUCUUCGAAAUCCUGAUGGUGUAUAUAGGCCAAAAUAGUGAUCAGAAGUUUAUGUACUUAAGUAGGAGGACAUCAAGAUGGGAAAAUAAAUUUAAGGGGAAGAAAUAUGUGAGAUAAAAGUAGAAAACGGAAGAAGUAUGUAUGGUUUCGAAAUAUUUGGAAGUUCAGCAAGAAAAAUUGAUUUGAUAAGUCGAGUAAAAUUGAAAAGUAGCCGGUGAAAUUUCUUUUUGCCUUCCCAUAUUUUUCAAUCCUGUAUACGCUCAUGGUUUUGUCAAAUGGCCAUGGUAAUUUUACGUUAUUUUCUCUGCAAAACGAACAUAUGGGUUUAUAUGUUAAAUAUGUUUUGCAAACGAUUGAAACACACACACAUUUGCUAUAUUUGACGCCUACAGUAAGUUUACUUCUAUAUGAAUUACCUGCUCGCUCUUUUUUCAUGUUGUUUAAGAGUAAACAAUAUUGGUUGUAAGCAUUCAUGUGACAAUAUUUCACUUGCGAUGGUAAAUCGUGCGUCAUCAAGCAGCAAAAUAAACGUGAGUUACCAAAUCUAAUGGGCCAGUCUCAGUAACUAAACCAUAGUCCUUUGAGGUCUAACAUUGGCUGCAAUUAUCGGCAUGCUGUUAUCACAUGAGGAAACCAAGGUACCCGCCGCACCCGAAAAAAAGAGCUGUUCAAAAUAACCUCUUUGAAUUGAUUUUCCCAGAUUCACAUAUUUGACCAUUUGGUUCAAUGUGUUGAUACGACAAUUUGAAAUUAAAUCUUUGUCGUUUAUUUAAGAGUAAUAAAUGAUUAUGAAGUAAUGAACUAUUUGGCAACUUAGUUAUCAAAAGACGUUAUUUUAAGAGAAGUAUAUGCUUGCACAUCGAGUACAAGACCAGAUAAUCUUUGCUAGGCUCUCAGUAUAUUCUCUUAUUAAACUUUGCCGUAUGGUUUGAAGACAAUUUAAAACAUUAGAAUUGUUUGAAUAUAUUAUAUUGGAAAGGAAUUAUUAGGUUUUGAAUAAGACCAAUGCGAUUGUAGAAUUGAUCAGUCGAUCUCAAGGCCAUUUUCACCGACCUUCAGCCGUAGAGGCAAAAUGCCCUGAGGAGGAGGUUGCAUUUGGUUACAAUAACGAAAAUUUUGGUUAGCUAUUUUAAAUUAAAUUAACCAACUUUUCAGUUGUUUUAAAUACAUUGCUUAAGUUAAAUGGAAAUGCAUCUGGGACAACCAGUUCAAAUUGGUUAUUUUAUCGAAUCUGUCUCAUGAGCGUAUAGCAGCCUAAAAUGUUUCCAAACUUUUGCUAUUUGUCACCAAAGUAAUACUUUGCUAUCCUUGAGUUUGCAUAUUAUUUUACAAUCCUGGUAAACCUUAAUUUUCCAGGUGAAGCUGGUAUUUGGGGGGUUAACUCCCUUAACGACGUUCAUAUUAGAAAGGGUGUUACUUCUACAACUCCUUCUGGUACUGAAUGGAAAAAAAUUCUUCCUGAAAAGUUUAAACAAAUUGAUUCUGGUCCUCGAGGUAUUGUGUAUGCGGUAAAUCAGCCUGAUUUCAUAUUUUGUCGCCGUGGUAUUACCACCGAUAUACCGGAAGGAACAGCUUGGAUUAGGUUGGAUGGGCUAUUAAAAUACGUAAGUUGUAACGUUAUGGGAUGCUAUGGCGUGAAUUGGCAUAACGAUGUUUACUACCGUACUGGAGUUACAGAAGAAGAUUGUAAAGGUAAUGGGUGGAUUCGUAUUCCUGGAUUACAUGUGAAACAAAUAGAGGUAAGUUAUGUGACAAUUGUCUUAUAAACAUGUCGCGUUCGUGUCCUGAUUGAUCGCCUAGCGCUGUCAAGCUUUGCUUUCAACCUGCCUUUUUCGCAUUUUUACUAUUCACCUCUCAACAUUUGAGAUCUACCUCUAAAAUUUGAUGUCUAAUUCUCUAAAUUUGACGUUCGGCAUUAUGUCUGAUCGAAAAUCACGUCAUGGGCAUGGGCGUCAGCUGACAUCAGCUUCAAAAUAUGUUUUUGUUGAUGCAUCGUUGAAUUAGAAGAUAAUUGCCAGGAUUGUAUGAAACAGCUUAAGGGGAAAACGUUUUUCAUGGGAAAAGUUAAUGAAAGUUAACGUUUUAGCGUUGAAUUAUAGCAACACGGCUCUUAGCCAAUCAGCGUUCAGAAUUUACACAUGUCACAUAAUAAUUGAAUAUAAUAUAUAUUGAUAAAAAGUCGACAAGUUGGCUAAAAUUGGGCAUAAAAUAGGGGCGAGGAAUAAAUAAGUCUGGCAUAAAAUAUGGGAGGGGAAAUAAAUUGAAUUUAAAAAGAGCAACCUUAUUCAGUACUACAGCCUACAUGUCUAACAAAACGGGUAGAAACUGCUCUGAAAAUGCCAUUACUGACAAUCUAGGAUUCUAAACUUGAAAACAUUUUACGUUCUGCGCCAACCAAGUUGGCGCCUAGUGCAAGUCGCCCAACUUCCAAGAUACAGAACAUUGAAAAACUAGUAUUAGUUACUAGUAAAUAAAGUGUUUGCACUCAUUCCCCUAGGAUUAACUCAACAAAAGCCAUGGCGGCCUUGUUGGUGUUCCAGACAAAAGAGUCUAAUUAAAAUUCUUUUGAACUGGAGCACCAACAUGGCGGCUGUGACGUCAUGUGAAACGCUCUAUAGUACUGCGAUUACACAGUUAAUAACGCAAUAUUCACAAUUACAUUAAUUCGAAGACUUAAUUAAUUAAACACGUAUGUGUUUUACCUCUGUGUGGCAUCUGCUGGGACGGGGAGGAAUCAAAAGUCGGGCCUUUUUAUGCUUAGUUGAAAAAAUGUCAUCUAUACCGAUACACCUAUGUUCAAAUCGAAUGGAGAGUUAGCGAGUAGUAAGCUAGUCCUGUACUCUCAAAGAUAAACAGCGUACUUAUCGUUAUCACAUAAAAUAACAACAUUGCAGCAUUUUGUUUUAAUUUUCUUUAAUAUAUAGCUAACAUGCAUGAAAAGAAUGUACAUACAAGUCUGCCAUUGCAAUAACUUGCAAUGAUAAUACCCAUAUUACUGUAAUAGUAUAUACUUCAAAAUAUUCAAUCAUGAUUUUAAUAAUUAAUGUUCUGUCAACUUUCCAAUUAAUAUAAACAACUUUCUAAUUCUAAUUAAUAUAAAGAUCUUAGUAUAAAGAACAUAUAAAAUAUAAAAGGAAUGCCACUUGUAAAUGAAACAAACAUAUGGUUUGCUAAAAACCAACUUGAAACAUGUCGAGAAUAUUCAAAAAGAAAUAUACUUGGUUUCAUUGUUUCUACUUAGUUUCAACGCUACACUCCUGUAAUAUUGUUUAAAUAUUGUUUUUAACCUUAAUUGAAUGACAAAUAAUCACUUCAGUCAACAGUUGCUUUAGUUAGUGGUGAAUUCGAUAUCAAAGCUUGACUCCUUAAAUAUGAAAAGGGCGUACAAUUAGUCACCAAUUAAUUCUAUAGCCAGUAUAGGUUUAUUAAUUAAUACACUUUCAAAUAAUAUUAUAAAAUAACAUGUAUAUAACGCGUGCUGUGAUUGGUCGAAACCCGUGUUUGGAUCAGGCCAUCCAAACAAGGAAGAUUAUCGUGUUGUUGUUAUUUUAUAAAACAAUUCGGCUCGUGAUUUCCCGCCCUUUUCUUAACUCUCCCAACAUUCCCGCGUGUUUGGAUCAGGCCAUCCAAACACGGAAACCAUAAAGUAAUUGUAUAAUAUUGCUGUUUAGUAACAUUUAAUACUUAAAAUAUGUGAAUUUGUCAACCAAAAUAGCGAUGUUUUCACCUUCAUCUUUGAUGUUUUGUCGACAAUUGGUUUAUAUUUAUCUCCGUCGUUUUGUUGUGAUGAAAUAUUGAACAUAUAAUACCAAAUUUCCAAAACACAAUGAAUCAGGAAAUUAUUGUUAUUUAUUUAUUUAUAGACCUGAUCGCAGGUUACUUAGUGCCAGUCAACCGUAUCACACUAACAUUGACCGUCGGAUAACAUUUUCAUAGUAAUAUGGACAACGAUAUUAAAAAUCAACGAACUGUUUCUUCAUCAAUACAACCAAAUUAUAAUCACAGUUCGAAGCAACAUUGUAUCCCUCUACGUAUUACUUUAAGAAAUCAACUGAAAAAUUCUCGCGCUAACCAUCAACAAGAAAAUGAGUUUGUUUUUCACAAUUUCACUGGAAAAAUAACGCUGUUUUAAAACAACGCAGUCAUUAAAGUAAAUUCUUUAGAAAUUAAGGUUUAAUAAAAGGCAGAAAAAGCAAUGUAACCAAUUUUCGCAUGGAUCGUUGGAAGAGAGACAAAGUGAAACGGUACAAUUUUUAUUAUUGAAUAAUUAUUGGGCAAGCGAGAUCGAAGGAGAAGUUCCCAAUCAACCUAGUCAUAGAAAUCGAACGAUGAAUACAUCAAAUGUUAAUUUACAAUGUCGCAAUAAACUACCCUGCGCUUACUAUAAAAAGAGGAAUUUUAAUAAGUUAAUUCAAAUUCCUUUGAAAAAGACUCUGGCACCUAUUUCAACAACUCUGUAAAUGGGAAACAAUUUUCAAAAUACAAGACAUCUUACCCAAUUUAGAGAUUUGUUGCGUAAAGAAAAUUGUGUCAUUUUUACUGAAAUAUUAUGCAUUAGGGGCGGACUAUUUGACGAGGUGUAUUUUUUUAUUGAGCCCAAUAAUUCUUUAAACCUCCAAAUGCUGCUCGUUAUUUUUCAGUCGUUCACUGGCUCUUGAACAUUUUUAUUUUGUGGGCACGUAUAGGUAGUACAGGUAUUGAGUAUAUAAGCUAUCGGUCGUGAUUUAAGAUAAUUAUUUAUACAGUUUGGAUAUGCAAACGUUCGCAAUUGUAUGUAAUCACAAUUCUACCGGGUCUCCCCAAAAAAAGUACUCCGGUUUGAUUUAUAAUAACUUCUAAACAAGUAAAGCUAUCAAACAGAAAGAACUUCCAUUAAAUAGAGGGAGGACUAACUUAGAUUUUGAUAUAUUACAGUUGUAUUUUACUUAAACAUUCACGGAGAUAUUAAUGUUCAAAAUGGCGAGCAUAUUUUGGGAUGUGUCUAAAAUCAGCGAAAAUCGGCAUAUCAAAUAUUAACUCUAGCGUUUGUUUGCUUAAUGACAUAUCAGGCUAACUUGUAUUUCAGUGAAUCAUGAAUUGUCGUUAGGGUUUGUAAGGGAUAUGGGGUAGAUUUAGGCAUUUUAACAUGCAUGUAAGUCUUAGCUGAUUGUUUCCUGAAAUAUUGAACGUUCGAAAUUAUGCAAGUAUUUAAUAGGUCUUUACAAGCUAAAAGGUACAUGAAAAACCAUAUAUGCAAGGCAGGCGCUUAAAUUUUUGUUAAAUAGCCUAAUUUUUUAUGUUUUUCAUGGGUUCAAAACAGAGUUGAUUAUUUCUCGGUUAGAGCAGGAUGAUUUCUUUAAUGAAGGAAAUAUUAUUGCUUUUUGCAAAUACACAUCACAGUAUCAACGCUACUAUUUUGUUACGUUUUGUUCCAAAAAUGUUGGAUGUCUCUGGGGAGUUGCUUGUUAUGUCUUAUGAAGUUGUAUGGUUAGAUUGUGUUUUAUUCUCAGUUUAUUCUGAACUUAACAAGAUUAAGAAAAAGCAAAAGAGUUUGAGUGUUCUAGUAUCUUAACAAGAUUUCAGAACUUUGCAGAAGUUAGAAGAUCAGAGCUUCACAAUUCCAUUGUGACAGCAUGCCCUAAUUCAGAACUACGAACGAUAUCCAUGACGACCUUAAUUUGCGAUGCAGUGGUCUCAUGAAAUAAGGAAACGUAUUCGUCUAAGGAAUACACGCGGAUUUUGGACGAAUAAAUCUUGCUUGUAUUUUGUAGAUAAUAAUACUUUGUUUCAUAAUAAACAGUUUGUCAAGUGUCAUUCAUUUAAUGGUAACAGUGCAUGUUUCAAUCGGGCAAAUUUUGAUUAAUAUUUGAUACGCCGUUUUUUUGCAUAUUUCAGGCACAUCCGAAAAUAUGCUCCCGAUUUUAAAAUUUAAUAUCUCCGUGAAUUAUUACGUGAAAUACAACUGUAACAUACCAAAAUCUAAGUUAGUCCUUCGUCUAUUUGAUGCAAGUUAUUUCUAUUUAAAAGCUUUACUUGUUUAGAAGUUAUUACGAAUCAAACCGGAGUACUUUUUUUUGGGACACCCGGUAUAUUUUUGUUAUUUCUUCAACUAUAUUCUCUGAACUAUAUUGAGUUAUUGAUAUUUUCCUGACAUAUUGUUGUAAAUGUGAUAUAUUAUAAUAUCUACAAUAUAUAUGUCAAUGUCACACAGUAUUGACAGUAAGUACUAUUUACAACAUGAACGGCCGUGUUGUAUCGGAUAUACAAACUCGAGCCGAAGGAUUAAAAAACGACUCAUCUUAUGAGUUCAUUGUCGAAGUAAUUUUAAAAAUAAACGUUAUCUAAAGUUUAUGUAAAUCAACAUGAAUCUGUAUCACAUAUACAGACUCCUUCACGGCCAUGAUUUCUUUGUGUUUUCUUCAUGAAUUAUUAAUGAGUUUUUUAAGUGAGACUGAGUUAAAGCCCGAGUACCGAUGUAUCUGGCUAACAGCCCAGGUUCGAGGGCUUUAACUGACUUAUUUCAUGAUUGAGGAAGUUUUCUCAAAAGAAUAAUUUAAGAUAUAAUUUCUAUAGAAAUUGUUGUUGUUCAGUGUAAUUUGUGAACGAAAAUACUGGAAGGUAUGCGGACUUAUUGUUGGUACAAAAAAAGAUGAAGAUCUCAAAGGAGCAUUACGCUAGUUAUACGCUAGUUAAUUUAUUCUUAUUUUGUUCUUCUACAUAUUUUUGUAAAAUUUUCUGGCCUCAGUUUGACGAAUUGUUUGCAUCCGCACUUCACACAAUGGAUAGUGACGAGGAAGACUUUUCACUGUCAGGAUUAACUUAAAAUAGAUUUUUAGCGGAUCCUGUUAUUUUGGAUGACGAAUUAACUAUAAUUUCAAGUAUUUUAGAGACUGAAAAUCUUGAUUUUAGUAACAGCGAGUCUACAAGUGCAAAUACUAGUCAUGCCGAGUCAACAAAUGCAAGAAAUAUAUCACUUAUUAGCGACGAAGAGUUACAGAAAAUGAAGAAAACCCGAAUCCCGUUAAACACGAAGCGUAAUACAGCAUGGGCGGUUCGUGUGUGGAAAGAGUGGGCGGAAGAAAGGAACAGUAAAACACCAGCCAACAAGAAAGUCGGGUUGGAUAUUUGUAAAGUCAGUGAUGUAGAACUUAGGCAUUGGUUAGCGAAAUUUGUUGUCGAAGUUCGGAAGAAAGCAACCAAAGGGGAAUGCUAUCCGCCUAAUACGCUGUAUCAGUUGUGUUGUGCUUUGCUACGAUAUCUAAGAAAUAAUGGUCGUCCAGCUUUAAAUUUCUUCGAAGACCCUAAUUUUAAACAUUUUUAG